Molecule: messenger RNA, 2860 nt
Organism: Tympanuchus pallidicinctus (lesser prairie-chicken)
Lineage: Eukaryota; Metazoa; Chordata; Aves; Galliformes; Phasianidae
Gene: ST13
Product: ST13 Hsp70 interacting protein
Exons: 12
Coding region: 112-1197 (361 amino acids)
Molecular function (GO): protein dimerization activity; Hsp70 protein binding
Source: RefSeq, a predicted model, not a curated record
GAGGGCGGUGGGCGUGGCCAGCGACCGGGCUAGGAGCUUCCGCGGCGCCGCGCGGCGGUUGGGUAGGGGAACGGUUGGGUGUUUGGAGCCGUCGUUCUUUGCUCCGCCACCAUGGACUCGCGUAAGCUGAGCGAGCUGCGGGCCUUCGUCAGGCUGUGUAAGCAGAACCCGGGCCUGCUGCACACCGAGGAGCUGGGCUUCCUGCGCGAGUGGGUGGAGAGCAUGGGAGGCACAAUACCACCUGCUCCAGCCAGUACUUCCACAGAUGGGACAAGUAAGGGUAAAGCAGAAGAACAGCCAGAGGAACCAGUGAAAUCUCCUGAGCCAGAAAGUGAAGAGAGUGACUUAGAAAUUGACAAUGAGGGAGUGAUUGAACCUGAUAAUGAUGACCCUCAAGAAAUGGGAGAUGAAAACGUGGAGGUAACUGAAGAGAUGAUGGAUCAAGCUAAUGAGAAGAAGAUGGAAGCUAUCAAUGCCUUAAGUGAAGGUGAACUUCAGAAGGCUGUCGAUUUGUUCACAGAUGCUAUCAAGCUAAAUCCUUGUUUGGCUAUCUUGUAUGCCAAGAGAGCAAGUGUUUUUGUGAAACUACAGAAGCCAAAUGCUGCCAUUAGAGAUUGCGACAGAGCCAUCAAGAUUAAUCCUGACUCAGCACAGACUUAUAAAUGGAGGGGGAAAGCGCAUAGACUUCUGGGUCACUGGGAGGAGGCUGCUCAUGAUCUUGCUCUAGCCUGUAAACUGGAUUAUGAUGAAGAUGCUAGCGCCAUGCUGAAGGAGGUGCAGCCAAGGGCUCAGAAAAUUGCAGAGCAUCGCCGAAAGUAUGAACGGAAACGUGAAGAAAAGGAGAUCAAGGAGAGAAUGGAAAGAGUGAAGAAGGCACGAGAGGAGCAUGAGAGAGCACAGAGGGAGGAAGAAGCAAGGCGACAAGCAGGAGGAGCUCAAUUUGGUGGUUUCCCUGGUGGCUUCCCAGGUGGAUUUCCUGGGGCUAUGCCUGGCGGUAUGCCGGGAAUGGCAGGUAUGCCAGGUCUCAAUGAGAUUCUCAGUGAUCCAGAAGUCCUCGCGGCCAUGCAGGAUCCAGAAGUUAUGGCUGCAUUCCAAGACGUUGCCCAGAACCCAGCAAACAUGUCCAAGUACCAGAACAAUCCCAAGGUCAUGAGUCUCAUCAGUAAAUUGUCUGCUAAAUUUGGCAGUAAACCAUAAAAUCCCCAGUUCAUAAAAAUAAUUUUUGAGUGGGAGAGGUUGAUUUGGCUAACCAGUGUUGCAAUAAAACAAACCAUUGUACCUCUGAUCUUCUUAAGAAGAGGAACUGUGUGUUCUAAGGAGAACUGCUCUCUAGCCCCAAAUGUUGAUUUUAUUCAGUGAUUGGUUUACAGCACUCAAAUUAUAUUCAGAUGACCUAGUUUAAGCCAUGCCUCCUUGUCCAAGAAUUGCAACGUUUCAUGGCAAGUAUUAAAUACAGUUUAACAUUCCUGUGAGAAAUAUUCAGGAGUGUAAGAUAAAAGCCUCUCUUUUUUGUUUGUUUGGGUUUUUUUGGUUUUCUAUCAUUUCUUUUUUUUUUUUUUUUUUUCCCUUUAAUUAUUUUUCCUCAGUGUACAAAAAGCAAGGAACUUAGAUGAAGUCUGUCUUAAUCUUGCUAGGACAGAGAAAUUGGCCUACUCACAAGUAGGAAAGGUGGGAUAAGUCUGUACAAUUAACUGGAUAAGGGUAUUGCCUGCAAAUACAAGUCCAUAUUGUUGGUUUUGUUUGUUUUUUUUUUCUUUAAAUGAGUGACUGACUUUAUAUAGAUAUUAAAAUGAUUAGAAUAACCAUGAUAGUUAGUUACACACUGGAACUUCUGGCAGUACUGCAAAUAUUACACUACUUUGAUCACAGCAGUUGUACAGCAAAGGUGCUUUCCUAUCCUUUGCACAACCUGGUAUGAAGUACGUACAGUGGAGGCCACAGAAGUUUUGUUACUUAUUCAGAUAUAGUCCAGCAUGUUUAUGUAAUGUUGAGUUUGGGGGGUUUUUUUUUAAUCAGUCCAGGUAUGGGAGAGCAGCUUACUGUCUGUGCUUGUGCUCUUGUCCUUGCCCAGUUGGCAGGUCCUCUUCUGGUAACACUCGCCCUUGGGGCACGCUUGCCAGGUUUCAUCUAUUUGGAAACUUUAGGGAAGGAGUCUGUUCCCAUUGCUACCUCUGUCUCAUUGAAUGCAAGCCAUCCAGAACAUGUAAAUAUAGAGUUAUAAAUUGGUGAUGAGGAGAAUAUCCAACAAAGUUGCAGCUCGGGGUUGUGAAUUGGUUUGAGUCCUUAUGUGCUUACAGAUAGAACUUAUUGGUAAAAGUCCUCUGUCUGUGUAGAGAUGAUGACUCUUCCUCCAGUGCGUACUGUAGUCUUCCAUCUUUUUUUUCUUUUUUUUUUUUUUUUUUUUUUUUCUUUUUUUUUCUUUUUUUUCUUUUUUUUUUCUUUUUCUUUUUUAUUUUCUUUUAAGAAAGAGAGGUGGGGAGAAGAAAGAGGAAAGUAUUUUUGUAAUUUCAUACUUCCAUGUUUUUGAGACUUGGGAUACAGAGGAAAAAAUGAGUAACUAAAGCAGACAGAACGUUCUUGUAAUGCUUACGAAUUCUGAGCACGUUGUAUUCUUGAAGCUGUUUCUGUGCUGUUAAUGGUGUUCAUUCGUCUACUGUAAGGACCAGUGUUGCCUCUGCUCGUCUUACUUAAAACAUCUUUCUGUGGAAAAGCGGUCACAAUUAACUGUUCACUGCUUGAGUCUCAACAUUAAUUUGUUACUCUUUUGUAAUUCUGUAUCUUAAGCCAUAAUUGUUGUUAUCAAUUUUAAUUAAAUCUGGAUUGGUGUAGGAAUUAAAAAAAAAAAAAAAAAAAAAGUAAA